CGCCGUCAUGUCAUCCUGUUGGCAGUGCCCUGAUAAAGCGCAAAGACGUGACUCAGAUAUUGAAAUAAUAAAACUUUCAUCACAACACGGCAUAGAAAACGACGACCGAUCUAUUAUUGUUUUCAGAUAUAGGAAAAAGGAGCUGUAGAGCUCUCUAGCAAACGCUUUUUUACUAGCCAUUACACACAUAGACCGACCGAACGAGAACGUGAUGAGAACCAAGUGCAGGUAUUACCUUGAGUUAGAGAAAAGCGAGUGGAGAGCACAAGAGAAAAGCGAGAGGUCACUACGAAGGCCACAGCGACUUUUUGUAUUGGAAAAUGAGACGUUCCGCUCCUGCAGCUGUGCCGCUGUAGCCGAGGGCUGCCAAGCGUAGAAGUGACAAGCAUGGAAUCACAGACUCGAUACCCACCUCUUUUUGUUUUCUCAGAACACGAUGGAUCGUCCUGAGUAACUUCUUUACCACAAGUUUCUAGAUGUUAUGGAACAGAAUCAUGCCUCUCUUGCUCGCUGGUCAUGUGUCGUGGGGGUGGAUCGCCACGAGGAUGCAGUGGGUGGCCGUUUGUCGUACAGCCUUGGGUCGAGCCGCAAGAUCUUCAUGAUGACGAUAUUAAUUUCGAUUACUCGAAGAAGAGCGCCGCUGUCGUGCACACAUUAAAGGGCGAUGAUGUGGUUCUGGCUAUCUGGAGGAGGCCACCACUUGGUUUUGUUGUCCCGUUGGGCAUGCAACUUUUUCCUGGCGUUCCACCUUGGAGGAUCCUACACCACAAGGCAAGUACAACGUGUAGUCGCCUUCAAGAGCCCGAUUGUGUAUCAGGGAAGGACGCUCGAUCCGUGCGAUGCGGGAACGGAGUUCGACUUGGUGGUGUUCAAGCGGUGGCCCAAAGGCACUUUCGUUGACUCCAUCGGGGGAACGGUUGAGCACUGGACACCCGAAGAAGCGAGGUGCAUGGCGGCCGAUGUGGAAUUCCUAACCCACAUCUGUAGACGCGCCAUGCAAAUAUGGAAUCAGCUGAUUGGUCCAGCCUACUACAACUGCAUGGAUGAAGUGAAGCAUGAAUGCAACGCCGAAUACGAUCAUAAGGAAAGAGAGAAGAGCGCACUGUUGAAAGAUACAGAGGUUCGGGGAGAAAGUAAAAAUGUGGUUGAACAACCAGAGGAUCUUCUGAAGACCAGCACAAGUGAACCUGGGCUGUCGAAGGAGAAAUCUGCAGAAAAUGAGUACCAUGAAGAACGACUGCGUGUUCUCAGUGUAGACGUGUGCAGGAAGUGGCAUCGACGAAGUUGCUCCGGGGAGGUUGUUACACUUUCGACCAUGCGCGAUGGCUAUUUGACUUUGGAUGCUUUUGAGCGCCCUGAUGAAGGCACGCCAGCUGGGACCCUUUCACCAGUGCAAGCCUUACCAUCUGCGUGCUCCUCUGCGGUCCACAAGAAUAUCCUGGAACAGGUUCGGUACGAUUUUCUGAGUGACUACGUGAAGACGCACUAUCGAGAUUUAGAGGUCAAGGGCCUCAGGGCAAAACGAAAGGCGGAUUUCGACUUAGCACAGUAUUUGAAGAAGAGUGGAAUGAUGGGAGCAACACCAACACCUCAGCAAGAAGAAAGUAAAAGCGUUACCGAGCAGGUUGAUACCACCAAAACUUCUGAAAUCCGAGUCCGACAACUAGAACCAGAUGAAGCAUUUGUUUUCGAUGAGCAAGCUGCGGAAAAUCGCGUUGGAUUGUAUCGUGGGAUCGUGAAUUUGAAGUACACGCACAUAAACCCGACCGAGUCCAUGAAUAUGUGGUACGGCGGCUGGCAAGCGGGCCUAAAUUCGCUGACAAAUAUGUGGCUUCUAAAAAAACAGUUUACUGACAGGGAAUACCGGAAAGUACGGGCGAUCGAGCGCGGAAGUGAAGGCACAUCAGAAGCGGUCGCGCACGCGCAGGAACCGGAGUCCCCAAAGGCGGCAUCUACGAAGAUUUUAGAAGCAUACAUUGAAACUCCGACCGAUUGGGUUCAUGGAGCUUGGACAGAGAGGCAGUCCGUGAUUUGUAACCUUGCUGCAAAAAUAGCCGAGGAGAAGCGAGAGCGUGCCGGUCCGGGACAAAAGGUGCUGUUGCGCAUAGCAGAGGUAGGGAUUUAUCUUGGCUUAGCAACUUUGCGUUUUCUAAAUCAGUGCGUGCGUCUUUUCGAUCCGACUUCGCCUGAGCAUGUUCUACUUCAGUACCACGCGAUCGAUCCGUGGUCAGAAUCCGUAGCAGGAUACAACGCUUCCGCGUUUUUCCAAGGGAAGACCCUGGCUGAUGCGGCGAUGCUUCCGAAUGAGACAGAGCGAGAACGCCGAAAAGCAGCAUGGGACGUCUCUUUCUCGAACAUCUAUCAACAGUUCGAGCACAAUCUUAGAACGAAAAUGGAAUGUUCGCACGAGCUCUUCGAGGUACAGUCCCUGCUUCCUAGAAUAUAUAGCUGCGGGAGCAGGGCUUCUAGGUAAAAAAUGAAAAGAAGUCGCGUUGAUCAUGAUUGGCAUGAUCGUGACAGAUAUCAUGCACAUGCUCGAUGCCAAAAAGCACAAAUAUUUUUUCUACAAGGAGAGAACCACCGUUCCUUUUUGAUGUGGUCAAUUCUCCAGAUCGAUCCAGUUUUCUAAAUCCUGACCCCGCUGGAUCUAAUUUUGAAGGUUGAAUACCCCGAUGCGGAGCUUCAGCAGCUUCACGAAGAUCCGAAAAAACGUCAAGUAAUCAAUAGUGACGCUGUUGGAUUCUUCAUUCAUCGCGCCAGUUCCACCGUGGCUGCAACAAGGAUCGAUGAGCUGGAUCUGGUUUUCAUUGACGGGGACCACACUUUGAGCGGUGUUUCUAAAGAUCUCGUGUAUUUCGGCCACAUCGUUCGGCGUACCGGUGGCAUUCUGGCUGGGCAUGACUGGAAUUUGGAGGGGUACGAGUCCGUGGCCGUUGCUGUAACAGCGUAUCGUUUAGGUCUGCACAAGCACGCUCAUCGCAGUUGGUUCGAUGGGCCGAUUCACAUGGAUUCAGAUUACACGUGGUGGAUGCGGAUUCGCGCUGCUGGCUCUUUGUCUUAAGGUCGUGCCCCAGAUCACGAUAUCCUCCAGUUAUCCACAGCGAGGUCAUCUCAUUUUUUUUUAUGACCAGGCAAGCUUCCAUCGUCUUCAAUUUCAUGACUUAUUUUUGUCAAUUUCUUUUACGUCGCGUUCGCUGAGCGUGUGGAUUCCACGUUCAAGCAAAUUUUGAACAGAUGCAGAACUGGACUCGAUUCCUCUCAAUCGUGGCUCCUCUGAAUUUAGAAAUCUAAUGGAGCACUUGUACAUGUACGAGGAACAUGUGCAGCUGGGUCUCCUAGUGGUUAAGGGUCUAUCUUCUGUCUCCUAUUUCCUGGGCUCCGUUGGAGAAACGUCGAGGGGAUUUAGAUUUGAACUCCGGAGAUAAGUAUUCCGAUCGGUGAAUCACAGAUUCAACGGAUUCUUGAG
Amoebophrya sp. A25 is the source of this 3466-nucleotide messenger RNA. Lineage: Eukaryota; Dinophyceae; Syndiniales; Amoebophryaceae. The record is from the annotation of a GenBank genome assembly.